GCCGGGAGCGGGGCCGGGCGGCUGCGAUCCCGAGGGGUGUUCCCGGCGAUCCCGCGGGGUGUUCCCGGCCAUCCCGUCCCGCUCCGCCGCGGCCCGCCAUGGCCCUCAACAAGUCCAUGCACGCCCGCAACCGCUACAAGGACAAGCCGCCCGACUUCGCCUACCUGGCCGGCAAGUACCCCGAGUUCCAGCAGCACGUGCAGACCACCCUCGCCGGUAGGGUGAGCCUGAAUUUCAAAGACCCCGAGGCGGUGAGGGCUCUGACUUGCACCCUCCUGAAGGAGGAUUUCGGGCUCACCAUCGACAUUCCCGUGGAAAGGCUCAUUCCCACUGUCCCCCUGAGGCUGAACUACAUCCACUGGGUUGAGGAUCUUAUCGGCCACCAGGAUGCUGAGAAGCCGGUGCUGAGGCGAGGCAUCGACAUAGGGACAGGGGCAUCUUGCAUAUACCCAUUACUCGGAGCAACUUUAAAUGGCUGGUAUUUUCUUGCAACAGAAGUGGAUGACAUGUGCUUCAAUUAUGCCAAGAAGAAUGUGGAACAGAAUAACUUGUCUGAUCUUAUAAAAGUGGUUAAGGUACCACAGAAGACACUCCUAAUGGAUGCACUGAAGGAAGAAUCUGAGAUCAUUUAUGAUUUCUGCAUGUGCAACCCUCCCUUUUUUGCCAACCAGUUGGAAGCAAAGGGAGUAAAUUCUCGAAAUCCACGGCGUCCCCCUCCCAGUUCUGUAAAUACAGGAGGGAUCACAGAAAUCAUGGCUGAGGGAGGAGAACUAGAAUUUGUCAAAAGAAUUAUUCAUGAUAGUCUUCAACUUAAAAAGCGGUUACGAUGGUACAGUUGCAUGCUGGGGAAGAAAUGCAGUUUAGCACCACUGAAAGAAGAACUUCGAAUCCAGGGGGUUCCUAAAGUUACUCAUACCGAAUUCUGUCAAGGACGCACCAUGAGAUGGGCACUGGCCUGGAGUUUCUAUGACGAUGUACAAGUACCUUCACCUCCUUCUAAAAGAAGAAAAUUAGAAAAACCACGAAAACCAAUUACAUUUAUGGUCUUGGCUUCUACAGUCAAAGAGUUAUCCAUCAAAGCUGCAGCUAUGGGCUGGGAUGCUGUAGAAGCUAUUGCUGUCGUCAGAGCCUGGGUAGAGAAGAUUCUCACCGAUCUGAAGGUUCAGCAUAAACGUGUUCCCUGUGGAAAAGAUGAAGUUAGCCUGUUUGUGACUGCCAUUGAAAACUCCUGGAUUCAUUUGAGGAGAAAGAAACGAGAGAGAAUAAGGCAGUUACGAGAACUUCCUCGAGCUUCUGAAGAUAUUCUGCAAGCAAUGGAAGAGGAAAAGAACAGCCAGAAGAGUGUGAGCAACAAUUCGGACUGUGAAAACCCCAAGACUGAAGACUCUGAAAUGGGGUUUAUGGCACCUGAUGAAGAUGUCCAGUUGACCACAGGUGAUGAGCUACCAGAGGAAUCUGCUGCCAAAGAAGAACACAGUGAUCCUGUGAAGGAAGAGGAGAUGGAAGCAAAGCAGGGAGAAACAUCUCUUGGCAAAGGUUCUGGUGAUGCAAAGGAGGAACCUUGCCUUUCAGAGGAAGCUAGCAAUCUGACAGUUGAAAAAGAACAAAGCCCCAAAGAAACUAGUAGAUGUUUUCUCUUUAAGUGUUUAAUGAAUGUGAAGAAAGAAGGAAAUGAUGUGGUAGUAGAAAUGCACUGGGUGGAAGGACAGAACAGAGACUUGAUGAACCAGCUGUGCACAUACUUACGGAACCAAAUUCUUCGACUGGUUGCUAGUUAGCCCAUUUUCCUGCUUCGGUAGAGUAGGUCUGUCCUCAAAUUUUGUAAACUAUUUUUAAUUAAUUAAAAAUGUCAGUGAGCAAAACCUGACUUUUUCCCCUUAAAAGAGUAGUAUUAAUAUAGAUGUCCCCUUUAAUGUUUUAAAUAGCUUUUUCAAAGCUGCAAGGAGGACAUGAAAUGUACUUCAAUGGACCUGAAGUCAUGGGGAAGUAAUAGAUUUUGUGCUGCAGUUGUAAAACUACAUGUUAAAGUGAAACAUGUCUAUGCUGUGAGCAUUUUGAGUAUCAACAGUGCUUAUUCUGGUCUUUUCUGGCGCAAUAGGUUUAUAUAUUGUUUCUAAGUAGAAUACUGAGAUAUUUUCUUCAAUAUUUUUUUAAAUACUAAUACAGGAAAUGGUUAGUCUGCUGUGGGAAUUAUUUUCUGCAGUGAGGAGUCUUCAGCAAAGGAUUUCAGUAUGCCUUUUCUGUUUAAUGUAUUUAACUUUUGGUCUUCGCAGUUGCAGAAUGGAUACAUUUUCCAAGUGUCAAUACAUUAAAAUAAUUGAAGUGCA
Molecule: messenger RNA, 2327 nt
Organism: Myiozetetes cayanensis
Lineage: Eukaryota; Metazoa; Chordata; Aves; Passeriformes; Tyrannidae
Gene: METTL16
Product: methyltransferase 16, N6-methyladenosine
Exons: 9
Coding region: 99-1778 (559 amino acids)
Biological process (GO): rRNA base methylation
Cellular component (GO): nucleus
Molecular function (GO): 23S rRNA (adenine(1618)-N(6))-methyltransferase activity
Source: RefSeq, a predicted model, not a curated record